Lasiosphaeria miniovina is the source of this 528-nucleotide messenger RNA. Its product is annotated as P-loop containing nucleoside triphosphate hydrolase protein. Lineage: Eukaryota; Fungi; Ascomycota; Sordariomycetes; Sordariales; Lasiosphaeriaceae. The record is from RefSeq and is a predicted model, not a curated record. The annotation marks the transcript as partial. Gene Ontology annotation, molecular function: ATP binding; ATP hydrolysis activity. The transcript is spliced from 2 exons.
GGCCGCAACCUCGUCUUUCUCCUGCACGGCCCCCCGGGAGUUGGCAAGACAGCCACCGUCGAGGCCGUGGCCCAACAAUACCAGAAGCCCCUAUUUUCCAAUACAUCUGGAGAUCUUGGCUCCACGCCUGACGCGGUCGAGUCGUCGCUCACCGAGAUUUUCCAUUUGGCAAACGUCUGGGAUUGCACCCUUCUACUCGAUGAAGCCGACGUGUUCUUGGAGGAGCGGGAGAAGACGGAUUUGGGCAGGAAUGCCGUCGUGUCCGUUUUUCUGCGAGUCAUGGAAUACUACAACGGCAUCCUCGUUUUGACAACGAACCGGCCGGGCCAGCUCUAUGAGGCCAUCAAGUCUCGCGUCCACAGCGCAUUGCUCUACAAGCCUUUGACCCUCAAGCAAACCCGAGAGAUUUUUAUCAUGAACAUCAAGAGACUGGGUCGUGGCGGAGGCGAUCACGCGCGAGUUCGACGAGCUCAGGCGAGAAUAUGUAUUUCUCGAUAUUUGGACGUGGAGACUUCUCCUCAGCCAUGA